AUGGCUUCAGAAAUCAGCUCUAUAACACCUGAAUCUACAAGCAACAAAGAUUUACCAGCCGAACUACGAUAUAUACAAUAUGAGCAUUCACUCGAAAAACAAUAUUUACCCUCCAUUCGAGCCCUGAUAUCCAAAGAUUUGAGCGAACCCUAUAGUAUCUAUGUGUAUCGAUAUUUUCUAUACCAGUGGGGAGAUUUGUGCUUUAUGGCACUCGACCCCUCUCUCCCUCUAACCCCCACAACUACCCCUCCUCUCCACGGCAUCCUUAUCGCCAAACUCGAAACCCAUUCCUCACACUCCCCACCCACCCUCCGCGGAUAUAUAGCCAUGCUCGCAGUUUCAUCCUCAUUUCGCGGUCAGGGCAUCGCAACCAAAUUGGUAAAAUUGGCCAUUGAUGCGAUGGCUGCCAGAGGAGCAGACGAAAUAGUUCUAGAAACCGAAGAGGGAAAUGUGGCCGCAAUGAGAUUAUAUGAACGAUUGGGAUUUGUGAGGAGUAAGAAGUUGAACAGAUAUUAUUUGAAUGGGAGUUGUGCAUAUAGAUUGGUGCUGCAUUUGAAGAGGGUGGGCAACAUGAGUGGAAUGGUGGAGGGAAGGGAUGAUGAUUAUGUUUAA
Botrytis byssoidea is the source of this 612-nucleotide messenger RNA. RefSeq lists its product as uncharacterized. Gene Ontology annotation, cellular component: NatC complex. Bases 1 to 612 code for a protein of 203 amino acids. The record is from RefSeq and is a predicted model, not a curated record. The transcript is spliced from 2 exons. Gene Ontology annotation, molecular function: protein-N-terminal amino-acid acetyltransferase activity. Gene Ontology annotation, biological process: N-terminal peptidyl-methionine acetylation. Lineage: Eukaryota; Fungi; Ascomycota; Leotiomycetes; Helotiales; Sclerotiniaceae.